Cuscuta campestris is the source of this 756-nucleotide messenger RNA. The record is from the annotation of a GenBank genome assembly. Lineage: Eukaryota; Viridiplantae; Streptophyta; Magnoliopsida; Solanales; Convolvulaceae.
GUAAAUAUUGGCGAGACUGACCUGUGAACGAAAAUGGGAGGAGCUGAAGAGUUAGCCAUGUCUAGCGGAGAAGAGAGAGAGGAUGACGAGGCCGCCGCCGCCGCUAAAGAACAUCUGCAGAAACAAUUUCGACUCUGCACCAUCUCCAUCGCUGAAGGCGAAGCCAAGCGAAAUGAUAUGGAAAUUUCUAAAACGAUUGUGGCUUGCAUCUCCAACUUAGCCUUCAAAUUUGCAGAACAGUUGGCAAAGGAUCUUGAAUUAUUUGCACAACAUGGUGGCCGCAAGUCGGUGAACAUGGAAGAUGUCAUACUUUCAACACAUAGAAACGAGCAUCUUGCUGCCACAUUGAGAUCCUUCCGUGAUGACUUAAAAGCGAAAGAACCCCAAACUGAGAGGAAGAGGAAAAAAAGAACAAGAAAGCAAGACAGAGCUGCUGCUGAUGAUCUAUCUGUGUUGGAUGCAUAAUUCUUAGCCUCUGUCUAUCUCUUAGCUGAACUGAGUAACCCGAUGCUCAUACAUAGUAGUAUUCAACACUGGAGGCUGAGAAGUAUAACUAAUUCCCUCACAAGUGUAUUACUAUUGAUUCUAGCCAAAGUUGGUGACUAGAUGAUAGGUGAAUAUUUUUCGUCAAAACAUACUCCGAUCCGUAUAUCUUAGGAAAUAGCAUUGGUUGGUUGGUCCCUGGCAUUCGUUAAAAUUCCUUUUAUGCACUAUUGAUGUAUUUCUAUGUGCUCUUGUAGCGCACAGUAUUCCAUU